GCUGGGGUAGGGGGGGGUAUGUGCGAGCCGCGAGAGAGUUCGUAUCGACUGCGCUGACGUCAUCGAGCGUACUUGUAACGCGCGCGUGUGCAGUUUUCCGAAAAUACCUGGGCUCGGGGCCGGGUAAAGUUCCGCGAGCCCUCUAAUGGCAAUUUGAAGAAAUGCAAAUCCGAAGGCAAUGCAGCGCGCCCGGUCGCGAAUAAACAUAGGAGGCGAAUACGGAUCGUGUGUUUGUGUGUGUGUGUGCGAACAUCGCGCGCGCGUCGGCCGCCGAAUUGCGCUCCAGCACGUCAAUUACUUAACCGCACCGCCCGGCCUCGCACACGGCUUAACAAUUUUGAUCGAGCGGGAGCCUUUUUACCAAUCGGCUACAUGUUAUAAGCACAACCGUGCUCGCUUCCUGCGCGCGUCGCGCGGCAAAUUGCCGGCGGAUUACGUGGAUCGAGCGUUCACCAUGCGCACGUGCGCAUCGCUAAUUUUUCUGUAUAUUCGCGUCGGAAAUUAAUGCCGCUCGAAGUUUGACAAGUAUAGGCAUCUGCGGAGCACUUGGCUUUUCAGGCGAAAAAGUAGAAAAAUUCUAUUAUAUUAUACUAUUGCCCAAUGCCGCGUGCUUCCUUUUGUUCUCGGGACUCGGCAAUGCAAAUUCUCCGCGACGAGCUCGGGCCGCGCACGUGUACACCUCGCUAUUUAUAUUCGGCGACUGAUUGUAUUCAACGUGAAUCACGCUCGAUUACAGGGCGGGGAAGGGGGCGCAGAGCCUAAAAAUUUCAAGGAUGGGUCGAGAUCGCGCGCCGCAUGCGAGAAAGCGAGCGUCCCUUCUCGGCGGCCUCUUCAUCGCAUGCAAAUCGGCGCCGAAUAAUAAAACCAAACAAUGAACAUAGUAUAAAAGCGGCCUAUCAGCAUUAGCGGGGUUCAUUUGCACUUACGCCGGCGAUAAAGUCGAUGAGGUUCGCGCGCCCGCGGCCGACCAUGGACGUCGAGAAAAUGCCAAGCAGCGGCCAGCUGGACGAGCUCUACGAGCGCUUGAACGACGACCUGGAGCGAAAGCUGCCGCGGAUCGAGGAAAGCGAGAUCGCCAAGUUCUUCGCCGGGAAGACGCUCUUCGUGACCGGCGCCACGGGCUUCAUGGGCAAGUGCCUCGUGGAGAAGCUGCUCCGGGGCUGCCCCCAGCUCGAGCACAUGUACGUCCUCAUGAGGGACAGGAAGAACGAGGGCAUGCGGCUCACCCUCAGCAAGUACUUCGCCCAUCCGAUUUUUGACCCGCUGAGAAAAGUCUAUCCGGAUUUCGAGGACAAAGUGACGGCCGUGAAGGGCGAUCUCCUGGCGGAGGAUUUGGGCAUUUCCCAGGAGGACAGAGACAGGAUCGUGAACGAAGUUAACGUCAUGUACCACAACGCGGCCAACGUGAAAUUCGACGCGAGGGUCAAGGUCUCGCUGACGGUCAACGUUCUCGGAACGAAGUGCAUGCUGGACCUGGCCGAGGAGUGCAAGCGCAUGGAGCUCUUCAUCUACAUUUCGUCCGCCUACUCGCACUGCUACCGGAAGGACAUCGACGAGGCGUUCUACGCGAUGCCCGACGACUUGGACAGGGUCUACGAGGCCAUACGGAGGGACGGCGCGACCGAGAGCGGCAUGUCCGAGGAGGAGAUCGACGCUCUGCGCGGAAAGUUCCCGAACGUCUACACCUACACCAAGGCCCUCUCGGAGGAGCUGGUCAGGCGGUGCGCCGAGAAGCAGUCCAACUUCGCCUUCGGCAUCUACCGGCCGAGCAUAGUGACAUCGUCGUACCGGGAGCCAUUGGCCGGCUGGUGCGGAAAUACCAAUGGCCCGGUGUAUCUCUUCCUCGCGGUCGGCUUGGGCGUCAUGCGCACGGGCUACUAUCUCGACACUCCGUUGGAUUUCAUACCCGUCGACAUGACCAUCAACGCCUUGCUCGCCGUCAGCUGGGACCUCGGGACUCGAUGGAAACCCAUGGACAAGCCGUCCGUAUACAAUUACGGUAGCUCGACUCUGAACCCCAUAAACCUAAUGCCGCUGUACAACAAGAUCAAGAACUAUGGUCCGACCGAGGGCUCGUCCAAAGCCGUGUGGAUGAACGCGGUGACACCUUGCAGAUCGCUGUACCUCUUCUGGCUGCUCCACGUACUGCUGCACUUCAUCCCCGCGUGCCUCGGAGACCUCGCCCUCAUGGCCAUGGGCAGAAAAGCCAUGUUCGUCUCCAUCUUCUUCCGCGUGACCAGGCAGAUGGACAAAAUUAUGUACUUCAGCAACGGCAACUGGAGGAUCCAUUGCCCGGAGACGAUGCGAGUCGUCGAUCGAAUGAACUACGACGACAAGGAGUUAUUCUACUGCGACAUACGCAGCCUCAGCUGGGCCCAAUACGUGUUCGUCAUGUGGCGAGGGAUGAAGCGCUUCAUCCUCAAAGAAGAUCUGGACAGCAAGGCCGGCCGUCGCAAAUACGUUCAACUUUGGUACAUGCAUUACGGACUCCUUACGAUAAUUUUCGUCGCGCUAGGCUACUAUGCGAUGAAACGAUUCGGCUUUCACGCCUCAAGUUGCGAGUAAUUCUGCGAAUAGCAAUGAUGCUAUAGCUGUGCUCCACACUGUAACAGCAAAAUUGACCUUUUACAAGAUUUGAAUAAGUCGAACAGCAAGUGCGCCACGACACGAGCCGAUGUGCGUUUUAUUAUAAAAAAAGAUUGUGUAAUUAAUCAGAUGCCUGAUUUUUUAUAAAAUUCAGUAUUAC
Molecule: messenger RNA, 2746 nt
Organism: Nasonia vitripennis (jewel wasp)
Lineage: Eukaryota; Metazoa; Arthropoda; Insecta; Hymenoptera; Pteromalidae
Product: fatty acyl-CoA reductase 1-like
Exons: 5
Coding region: 943-2565 (540 amino acids)
Biological process (GO): long-chain fatty-acyl-CoA metabolic process
Cellular component (GO): peroxisome
Molecular function (GO): alcohol-forming very long-chain fatty acyl-CoA reductase (NADP+) activity
Source: RefSeq, a predicted model, not a curated record